CGUUUAAGGGAGGGCCAUUCACUGCUGACCGACUUCGGAGAGAGUCGCGUGUUAACGUUGUCCCUGAAGGAGCAAGACAGAAGCACAAAGUGACUGGAUCAGGAUUUAUUUUCUUUCUGCAGCCCGGCAUGGAAGUUUUACUGGACACCUGUGGACGUGGAAUAUAUCUACUGUUGAUAUACAUCUUCCUCUUGAAGGCAGCAGCUGAGUGUCCUAAACCUGGGACUAAUGGAAAUAUUGUGUUAACAAAUGAUGCACUUCUGAUGAAUGAUUUCCCAGAAGGCUCUGAGGUCACUUUAGAGUGUGCUACUGGAUAUGAGAUAGAAAGUGGCUCUGGGGUUAUAAACUGCAUUGAUGGGAAAUGGACUAAACCAGAUCUCACCUGCAGAAAGAAGGACUGUGGUCCCCCUAACCCUAAGCCAAAUAUGAGCUUUAAUACCAGCCAAGGUACCCUAUUUGGUGCUAUAGCAACAGUAAUUUGUGAUAAAGGAUACCAUCUUAGUGGAUUGGGCUACAAACAGUGCUUUGAUGGAGGAUGGGGUGGAAGAGCCAAAUGCGAAAUUGUCCUAUGUGAUAUACCUGCUCAAGUGGCCAACGGCAGAAUCGUGUGGGAUUCUAAAGAUGAUCCAAAAUAUGGAGAGGUCAUACAGUUUGUCUGUGAUGAAGGAUACACCCUUGAUGGUACAGACAGCAUUAAGUGUGGCGAAAACGGUGAAUACGAUUUUAUGCCCCCUCAGUGCGUAGUGUCCUUAUUCAUAGGUGUGACAACAGAAAGAACUACAUCACCUCCUGUGACUCCAGCAGCCGGCACUUCAUCUGGCACAACUUCAUCUGAAACAUCCACAGUUCACAGAGAUAAAACUAUCACAACCAGUGCAACACCAGCUGUCUCACCUUCAGCACGAGGUGGCGGAGACAUUUUGACAGCUGAGGAUACAGCUACUAGUGCAACCAGCGUAACACCAACAAUAUCUUCAUUUGAAGACAGACAUAAGGGGGAUGAACAUAUCAACAUGGACACUGGAAAGAUACUUGUCAUAGUAACUGGUGUACUUUGUGCAUUAGUAGCUGCAUUUGGGUUGUUUUUAUGCAGAUCUCUGAAGAAAAAAGGCUCAUAUGACACCAGAGAAGACCAGAAGCCGGAGUUAUUACCGUUCCAAAGACUUUAGAUUGCCUUCUUCGCUCAGCUCUGCAAAUGGAACUGUGCCUAUCAGCCAAAGAGCAUCUGUGACCCAGGAGGACAUGCCAGCAAACAUUGCCUCCCUGAGUUGAUGGGAAAAAGAGAGAACUCAUGUUUAAUAUUAUUGCACUUCAAAUGAAAGAUAAUCAAAUCUGCAGAGUAGUAUCAGAAUUCAAAUGGAAGUAUCACAUUCAGGUGAUCAAAAGCACUUUUUGUAGUGAUGUAUUUUUUUAUUUACAUGUAAUUAUAACACAAUGUUGUAAAUAUUUUAUACCACUGCUAUUAUGUACAUUAUUUAUGUAAAACACUAGAACAUUUCCUCCAUUUCUUAUAAAGUUUCUGUGUUAUUAAUGUGUUGUUUUGUUAGGACAGACCCAUGAAAAAAGGUCAUUCAAGAGGCAUACAAUGUGGUUAAUUCAAUUUGUGGUCUGAAAUGGCGACUGAUAAAGAUACAAUCAGCUGCA
Lates calcarifer (barramundi perch) is the source of this 1644-nucleotide messenger RNA. RefSeq names its product complement factor H. NCBI's taxonomy places the organism in Eukaryota, Metazoa, Chordata, Actinopteri, Centropomidae. The record is from RefSeq and is a predicted model, not a curated record. Bases 129 to 1169 code for a protein of 346 amino acids. The transcript is spliced from 13 exons.